GGAAUAACAAGUAGAAACGGGUUUUCAUCAUCCACCUGAUCAUGCUGCUUAAUGGAAGUCAUGGAUCUGAGCAACGAGUGGUGGAACUGUUUAAUUACAUUGAUACUCACCAGGAUGAAUUUGUUCAGGACCUUAAGGAUUGGGUUGCUAUCCCAAGUGAUUCUAGUGACCCUCUCCUACGUGAAGACCUGUCUAACAUGGUGGAAAUCGCAGCUAAAAGCAUUCGAGCUCUGGGAGCCACUGUGAAGCUAGUUGAUAUGGGUGAAGAAAAGCUGAAUGACGGGCGGAAUAUUCCCUUUCCAAAAGCAAUACUAGCCGAACUUGGAAACAAUUCUUCAAAAGCGACUGUUUGCAUUUAUGGGCACGUAGAUGUGCAGCCAGCUAAAAAGGAAGAUGGAUGGAACACUGAUCCCUAUAAUAUGACAGAAAUAAAUGGAGAUCUUUAUGGUAGAGGAGCAGCUGAUAAUAAAGGCCCAGUGCUAGCAUGGAUAAAUGCAGUCAAAACAUAUAAAAGUCUGAAUCAGGAAAUUCCAGUGAAUUUAAAAUUCAUUAUCGAAGGAGUAGAAGAGACUGGAUCUCCAGGGCUAGAAGAUCUUAUUAAAGCACAUGUCAGUUUUUUUUCUGAUGUUGACUAUAUUGUCAUAUCUGAUAACCUGUGGCUAAGCCGAAAACCUGCUCUGACAUAUGGAACUAGAGGCAGUGCCUACUUCUUCAUUGAGGUGGAAGGUGGUACAAAAGAUCUGCAUUCUGGAACAUUUGGAGGCAUCAUCCAUGAAGCAAUGAGGGAUCUAAUAUACCUCUUAGCCAACCUUAUAGAUUCUUCUGGCCAUAUCCUCAUCCCUGGCAUUUAUGACGAUGUUGCACCGCUUACGGAAGAAGAAAGAAAGUUGUAUGAACAUAUAGAUUUCGACUUGGAGGAACAUCAAAACAAUAGUGGCGUGAAUACAUUUUUGUAUAGCACAAAGGAGGAAAUACUUCAGCAUCUGUGGCGAUAUCCCAGCCUGACUAUCCAUGGAAUUGAAGGAGCUUUCUCUGGGCCCGGCAGCAAAACUGUUAUACCUUCAAAGGUAAUAGGAAAAUUCUCCAUUCGCCAAGUUCCAAAUAUGAAGAGUUCAGUUGUGCAAAAACAGGUAACAAAACAUUUAGAAGAUGUGUUUGCAAAGCUAAAGAGCCCAAAUAAACUAACAGUGUCCAUGAUAAUUGGAGCGUCGCCUUGGGUGGCUGAUGUCAAUGAUCCUCAGUACGCAGCAGCUCGGAAUGCUAUAACAAAAGUAUUUGGAGUUACACCCAAUAUGAUCCGAGAUGGUUCAACCAUUCCACUGGCCAGAAUAUUCCAGGAUUUGACCAAGAAAAGUGUUAUGAUGCUUCCUAUUGGUGAUGCAGAUGCUGGGGAACACUCCCAAAAUGAGAAGAUAAGCAGGUCUAAUUAUAUACAGGGGACAAAACUCUUUGCAACGUUUUUCCUGGAAUUGUCUAAGGUGCAUGAAGAAUUAAUGGCAAAAAAUCACCCUAGUGUUGGAAACUGAAUAUUAAAGGCACAUCACAAUGAACACAUUCAGAAGCAAAAAACUAUAAAUGAUUUGUAUAUCUUUUUUGUAGGCUUGAGGCAAGUAUCCACCUCAUAUAUACAGUACUUUAAGGGGCAUAUUUAUUAUGCUGUUUAAAACAUUUCGGGAUAAUACACCUUCACGUUGCGAGGUUUCGCCAGAAGCAAUGUAAAAUAAUGGUGGUAAAUCUAGCGUUCGCAUGGCGUAAAAUUACACACACAAUGCAACAUUUUACACAACAUAAUAAAUAUUCCCAUAAAAGCUUUGGCAGAAAUCCCAUAAUUCGUCAUAGCAAUUUUUACCACCACCGAUUUCCAUUAUUGCUGGUGGAGAAGCAUGAUAGUGAUGGGCGGCCUGACUCGCUGGUUUACCCGCAGGUCUGGCCAACCUCGCUGCUCGACUUGCGUGUCGCGGACGGGUUCGGGUUUAGCUCUUCUGCUUGCUCUCCCCUGCCACUUUAGACUGCUGGCUUCUGACUUCCUGUUUUAUAGGCUUGCGCCUGCCCUGCCCCUUUUGUGACAUCAUUGGCAGGGUGGAUCGGUGCUGGUCUAUAAAUUGAGGGGAGCAAGGUGAGUGUGGGUCCAACCCACACAUCAUUAAAGCAUGAAACUAUGGGCCAUGACCCUUCAUUUUCACCAAAUAAACAUCCAAUUGUUUUCAUCAUUUCUGAGAGUAUAUACAGGUAUAGGAUCUAUUAUCAACUGACAUCAAUUUAGCAGCUAUCCCAUUACUAUAUGUUUUUAAGACAAGUGAAUGUAUUGCUUCUUGCACUUUGACAAAUGAGUGGAUUAGCUAAAAUGUAAGUCUCUACCAAAUAAACAUCCUAUUGUUUUCAUCAGGAAACCCCGAUUCCUUCUAUGUGGUAUAUACAGUAUAAUAAAAACUACAGGCUAAAUUAACAAAAAUGUAAGCUUUUAUUAAAAACAUGUAAGCAAUAUUAAAGUGCAAACAAAGGGGUAUAUUUAUCAAAGAGUGAAGUUAGAGAUUACCACAGUCCUCUAGAGUGAAAUUCCACCAUUCAUUUCUAUGGGAUUUUUAAAAGAGUAUUUAUCAAUGGGUAAAAGUGAAAGUUCAUCCUUAAUAAAUAUGCCUUUCAAAAUCCAAUAGAAAUAAAUGGAGAGUGGCAAAAUUUCACUCUAGCAGUCUGUGACGAUCUUUAACUUAACUCUUUGCUAAAUAUACCCCUAAAACUUCUAAACUAUAUAAAUAACAAUAAAAGAGCAACUAAAGUGCAGCAUUGUUAUGAAGCCAGCUCCAUAUUAAAGUUCAGUAAUUGAGGGUCGAGACUGUUCUCAUCCAUUUGAUGUGGCAGGCAUGGGUGGAUUGUAUGGAUACCAGGAUAUGUAUUGGAUGUGCAUAUGUAUUGGAUGGUGGUGCAUGACUGACCAAAUUGUGACCCUUGCAUCACUUCAGCUUGAAGGACAGGCCUCUGAUCUUGUGGGAUCAUCAUCACGCUUGGAACUAGUCCACAAA
This is a messenger RNA of Xenopus laevis (African clawed frog), 3020 nucleotides long. RefSeq names its product carnosine dipeptidase 1 (metallopeptidase M20 family) L homeolog (gene cndp1.L). Gene Ontology annotation, biological process: proteolysis. Lineage: Eukaryota; Metazoa; Chordata; Amphibia; Anura; Pipidae. Gene Ontology annotation, cellular component: cytosol. The record is from RefSeq and is marked provisional. Gene Ontology annotation, molecular function: hydrolase activity; peptidase activity; metallodipeptidase activity.